Closterium sp. Naga37s-1 is the source of this 486-nucleotide messenger RNA. The record is from the annotation of a GenBank genome assembly. Lineage: Eukaryota; Viridiplantae; Streptophyta; Zygnematophyceae; Desmidiales; Closteriaceae.
AUGCUGGCGGAAGCGCUAAUAUGCACGCAGGGACUACGCGCGCAGCAACGGCUGAAGCCCGCGCGCUCGCAGGCCGUUGCCAACCCACGACACGGGGGAAAGGGAGACCCCCUCCUCCUUUCUCUCUCAGCCCCUCUCCUCCUUUAUCUCUCAGCCCCUCUCCUCCUCGCUCAGUCCCUCUCCUCCUUUCCCUCUCAGCCCCUCUCCUCCUUUCCCUCUCAGCCUCUCUCCUCCUUUCCCUCUCAGUCCCUCUCCUCCUUUCCCUCUCAGUCCCUCUCCUCCUUUCCCUCUCAGUCCCUCUCCUCCUUUCCCUCUCAGCACCUCUCCUCCUUUCCCUCUCAGACCCUCUCCUCCUUUCCCUCUCAGUCCCUCUCCUCCUUUCCCUCUCAGUCCCUCUCCUCCUUUCCCGCUCAGCCCCUCUUCUCCUUUCCCUCUCAGCCCCUCUCCUCCUUUCCCCCUCAGCCCCUCUCCUCCUUUCCCUCUUAG